Nipponia nippon (crested ibis) is the source of this 732-nucleotide messenger RNA. The record is from RefSeq and is a predicted model, not a curated record. Lineage: Eukaryota; Metazoa; Chordata; Aves; Pelecaniformes; Threskiornithidae.
AUGAUUCUUCCAGUGGUGUUCCUGUGUCUCGCAGCUGUGCUGCCUCUGUCCACUGGAGAGGAACCCGAAGGUUUCAUUGCUCUGUCAACUAGCAAAGCAGAUCAGCAGAAGCUGAUUGUUGACAGACAUAAUGCCCUCAGGAGAGAAGUAAAACCAACUGCCAGCAACAUGUUGAAGAUGAAAUGGUGUCCUUCAGCUGCAAACAAUGCCCAAAAAUGGGUCAAUCAAUGUACUUUAAAACACAGUCCUGGUUGGACCUGAAUAAAAACAGUAGGUGAAGACAAUGUACAAUGUAGUGAAAAUCUCUUCAUGUCAUCCACCCCCUUCUCGUGGUCAGAUAUUAUUCAGGUCUGGUACAAUGAGCAGAAAAAUUUCGUAUACGGAACUGGAGCAAAACCACCAGGUGCUGUAAUUGGCCAUUACACUCAGGUCGUCUGGUACAGUUCUAAUCAAAUUGGAUGUGCUGUCGCUUUCUGUCCCAACAGUAAAUACAAAUACUUUUAUGUCUGCCAGUACUGCCCCAUGGGGAAUAUACUAAGUUCAAUUCGGACACCCUACAAAAAAGGAAAACCCUGUGGUGAUUGCCCUAAUGCUUGUGAGAAUGGAUUAUGCACCAAGCUUUGAAAGUUUGAAGAUGUUUAUUCCAGCUGCCUUGGAAAAGUCUCCUGGACUACCCAUAGCUUCUUCAUUCACUGCCCUGCUACCUGCCAAUGCAAAACUGAAAUAAAAUGA